AUGAAAUAUUUAACUUUAUUGACUGUUUUAUCCACUGCUUUGGCAGCUCCUUUGCAACAACAACACCAUCAACAUCAUCACCACGCUCGUGAUAACGUCAAGAGAGCUGUUGUCACCAAGGUUGUUUACGUUGAUUCCAACGGUAACGAAGUUCAAGGUACUGCCACUGCCACUGCCCAAGCUCAAACCACUUCUCAAACUAUUGCUGGUUCUUCUGCUCAAACCACUGGAGGUUCUUCUUCUUCCUCCUCCUCUUCUGAUUCCAGCGAUGUUGCCGACUCUGUCGCCUCUGCUGUUUCAGGUGCUGUUGGUGGUAUCUUGGGUGAUUUGCAAAGUUUUGUUGACCCAUCCAAGAAAUUCCAAGAUGGUGUCUACGAUUGUGAUUCCGUUCCAACUGGCCAAGGUGUCAUUGCCGUUGAUUGGAUCUCUGGUUUGAACGGUGGUUGGACCACUAUCAUGAAUGAAAACGGUGACACUUCUUCCAAUUGUAAAGAUGGUUACUACUGUUCUUAUGCUUGUCAAGCUGGUAUGUCCAAGACCCAAUGGCCAUCUGAACAACCAGACUCUGGUAUUUCUGUUGGUGGUUUGUACUGUAAAAAUGGUAAAUUGUACAGAAGCAACACUGACAACGACUACUUGUGUGAAUGGGGUGCUAACAAUGUCAACUUUGUUUCUGAAAUUUCUAAGGAUGUUGCCAUCUGUAGAACCGAUUACCCAGGUUCUGAAAACAUGAAUGUUCCAACCUUGUUAGAAGCUGGUAGUAACGCUCCAGUUUCUGUUGUUGACAGUGAUACUUACUUUACUUGGAAAGGUGGUAAGACUUCCACUCAAUACUACGUUAACAAUGCCGGUGUUUCUGUCGAAGAUGGUUGUAUCUGGGGUACUGAAGGUUCCGGUGUUGGUAACUGGGCUCCAGUCGUUUUGGGUGCUGGUACUACUGGUGGUAAAACUUACUUGUCUUUGAUUCCAAAUCCAAACAACAAAGAUCAACCAAACUAUAACAUCAAGAUUGUUGGUGAUGACGUUAACGGAAACUGUAAGUACGAAAACGGUCAAUACAAUGGUUCUGGUUCUGACGGUUGUACCGUUACCGUUAACUCAGGUGACGCUAAAUUCGUCUUCUACUAG
Messenger RNA from Candida tropicalis MYA-3404, 1128 nucleotides. RefSeq names its product SUN family protein (gene SIM1). The transcript has a single exon. Lineage: Eukaryota; Fungi; Ascomycota; Pichiomycetes; Serinales; Debaryomycetaceae. Gene Ontology annotation, cellular component: fungal-type cell wall; cell surface. The record is from RefSeq and is a predicted model, not a curated record. Gene Ontology annotation, biological process: fungal-type cell wall organization. The coding region runs from base 1 to 1128 and encodes 375 amino acids.